GGAAUUCCCAAACGAAAUAACGGAAUUAUCAAUAUUAAAAAUGAGGAUGAUCGUUGCUUUGAAUAUUGUAAUCUUGCAGAACUUUUCCCAGCACAACAUCAUCGAGAACGAGUUUCUUGGUAUACCCCCCACUUAGGUAAGUUAAAUUUUAAUGGAAUUCAAUUCCCAGUAAAAGCGGACGAGUAUACAAUGGAAAAGUUCGAGAAACAAAAUCCAGAUAUAUCUGUAUCAAUUUAUGGAUGGAGUGAAAAAAAGCUUAUCCCAAUCAGAAUCGCGCCUAAAUCCAAAGUACAUGAUAGAUGCAAACACGAAGAGGGGAACUGUCAACCACGAGAAUUAAUCCGACUUUUAUUAAUAACUGGUGAUGAUCCGAAAACAGGAGAACCCGCCCAACAUUAUUGCUUAAUUCAAGGAAGAGACGGGUUAGGAAAAUUAGCAGGAUAUACAACAAAACAUCAUCGAAAGUUAUAUGUUUGUGAUUAUUGCGUAAGCCACCGAACCCAUGACCCCAAAAUUGACGCUCAGCAUAUGGAAGAUUGUGAAGGAAUUAAUACCCCGGUACAAAGAACGGAAAUGCCAAAGGAAGGUAAAAAUAUCUAUAAAUUUAGACGAUAUGAGCGAAUGUUAGAUGCGCCUUUUACUUGCACAGCAGAUGCUGAAACUCUUUCCACUCUGAUUGAAAAAAACCAAGGAUCGAAAACGACAGCAAUCCAAGAACAUAAAGUUAUAUCAUUUGAUUAUAUAAUUAGGCGUAGUGAUGGCAAAACCAAAGCACCAGUAAAAAUUAGAAGCGACGAUCCUGCUGGAGAAUUUAUUAAAGCAAUGGAAGAGGAAAAUAAGCAAUGUCAAGACUUUCUCGCAGGAGGCCAUAUAAUUCGAGAAUCUGCAACGAAAUUAAUCAGAAUGUUGCGAUCAGGAAUAAUACCAGAAGAGAUAGCAGAAGGUUAUAUUAACCACAUUAGCAUAUUUCAAACAUGGAAAUUAGGCAAAAUUAAUCUCGCUUCUAGUAAAGAAUACGAGAAAUUAAUACAUCUUAAACAUUACUUAAAAGGUCUUUACCAAGCUCAUAAAAGAGAUCCCCUUGGAGUAGAUAUAGGAAUAAUGUACCGUUUAGCAAAUACAAUUUAUUGUAGACUCCGAUGGCCUGGAGAACCAAUGAAAAAAUUAACUACUCAAGAAGAAAAAACGCAUAAUUCGGCUAAAGAAUGUUGGAUAUGUGAAAAGCCAUUUGGAAAAGAAGAUAAUCUUAAAAAAGUUCGAGAUCAUGACCAUAUUACAGGUAACUAUAGAGGUCCAGCCCAUAGUAUUUGUAACCUCCAACUACGAAUCAAACCAGAGGAGUUUAAAUUACCAAUUCGUUUUCAUAAUUUAGGUAAGUUUGACGCUCAUCUUAUUUCCCAAGCUAUGGGACGAGUAAGCAGAGAAAAGAUAAGCGCGAUUCCUCAUAAUAUGGAAAGUUAUCUCACUCUCGAUAUUGGAAAUCAAAGAUAUAUGGAUUCUUUACAACUUAUGCCUGGAUCCCUUGAUUCUCAUAUAUCUAACUUAGGAGCUGAACCGUGUAAAGAGGAAGUAGAUAAAGAUGGAAAUUCUUUAAACUUACCAUGUAAAAAGCCCGGUCAUCUUUAUCGAAUUGACUCAGAUAGAUGCUUUGCUCAUCCAGAGAGAUUCCCCAUAACUAGAGAGCAUGGGCCAAAAGGAAGGGAUGACUUAGUAUUUCGUAAAGCUCCUUUCCCAUAUGAUUGGUUUAAUACACCGGAAAAAAUGGAAGCUACUUCACUUCCUCCUAUUGAGGCUUUUGAUAGUAUCCUUAACAAAUCUAAAUGCUCAGAAAAAGCUUAUAAAAUUGCACAAGAGGUAUGGGAAUCUUUUGAUAUGAAAACAUUCAGAGAUUAUCACGACUUUUAUCUUAAUCUCGACGUACUAUUAUUAGCAGAUUGUUUAGAAGGAUUUCGAAAAUUAAUGACAGAUAAGUUUGGAUUAGAUGUUGCUCACUAUGUUUCCCUCCCUUCAUUUGCAGAAGAUGCUUUAUAUAAAACAACUGGACAGGAGAUUGAGCUAUUUACUGAUGAUAAUAUGUACCUCUUCUGUGAGAAAGGUAUCCGAGGAGGUAUUACAAUGGUAAGUAAUCGUCAAGUUAAAGCUAAUAACCCGCAAUGUCCCGAUUUUGUUCCAGAGACAGAAGAAGCCAUGAAAAAACUCUAUACUUGGCUAUUAUAUGUUGAUGCCAAUGCAUUAUAUACUGGAGCAAUGAUGCAAGCUAUGCCAACAGGCGGACAUAGAUGGAUAACGGCAGAAGAAACUCCAAACCUUUUUAAUAAAAUUAGCAAGUGUGAAAUCCCUGAUGAUGCAGAUAAAGGCUAUAUUUUGGAAGUUGAUCUUGACUAUCCAUAUAAAUUACACAAAGCUCACACUUCAUAUCCUUUAGCUCCUGAAAAUAUCGAGAUUUCUAAAGAGGAAAUGAGUAAGUGUGGACAAGAGAUUAUUAAUGAUUUAAAACAUUAUACAAAGACUAAGAAACUCAUCCCCAAUCUCAAUAAUAAGAAGAAGUAUAUAGUCCAUUAUCGAGCUUUACAAUUCUAUAUAAAUCAAGGAAUGGUACUUACUAAAAUUCAUCGAGCUAUAGAAUUUAACCAAAGCCCAUGGAUGAAGCCUUUUAUGGAAGAGUUAGCAAGAUCUCGUGCUUUAGCUAAGAAUGAUUUCGAGAAAAAUAUGUAUAAGCUCCUUGGUAAUGCAAACUAUGGAAAGACUGUAGAGAAUGUACGAAAAUAUCAAAGAAUAGAUUUUGUUAGACCAGAAGGAGAAUCAAAAAAGUUUAAAAAAUUAGUAGCUGAUCCUAGUUACAAGUCGCAUAGAAUUUUAGCAGAGAAUUUAGUAGGUAUUUCUCGUCAUCAAUCAAAAGCUAGACUUAGUAAACCUAUCUUUAUUGGUAUGUCUGUCCUUGAUGAAAGUAAGAUUACCAUGUAUAAUUUCUAUUAUAAUAUUAUAAAAAAACGAUACGGAGAUAAUGUUGAAGUGGUAUAUACGGAUACUGAUUCUCUUAUAUUACUUAUCCGAACUGAGAAUGUUUAUAAAGAUAUGGCAGAGAUGCAUGAACAUUUCGAUUUUAGCGAUUAUAAGCCAGAACAUCCUAUAUACCAAGCUCUCGGAAAAGAAAAGAUCAGUUUGAAUAAAAAAGUUCCUGGUAAGUUUAAGGAUGAAAGUUGCGGUACCGCUAUGUGGAAAUUUUGCGGACCAAGACCUAAGCUCUAUAGUUAUAUUCUUGCUGAUGGGAAAACAGAUCGAAGAGCUAAAGGAGUACAAAAGAUAGUAGUCAAAAAGAAUUUUACUCACGAUAUGUAUGAAGAUUGUUUAAAAUCUCGAAAAGAAUGUAUGGUAACUAUGCAUAGAUUAGGAAGUAAAGACCAUAUUAUCAGACUUCUUCGUUCAUCUAAAGUUGGUAUUAGCCCUUUAGAUACUAAGAGAUGGAUUUUAUCAGAUGGAAUUACUACAUUAGCUUUUGGGGAUUGGCGUAUUAUUGCAUAUAAGAAAUUUAUAGCAAGAGGAAUAUCACAUGAAGAAGCCGAAAAAAGAAUGUUGAAUCUCGAACUCAAACCUCAAUAUCAAUAA
Paraglomus occultum is the source of this 3606-nucleotide messenger RNA. The record is from the annotation of a GenBank genome assembly. NCBI's taxonomy places the organism in Eukaryota, Fungi, Glomeromycota, Glomeromycetes, Paraglomerales, Paraglomeraceae.